GGGCCGCCGCCGGGCCGCCGCGCUGGUUGGGCGCCGCGCGUGUCACUUAGCGGCGGGGCCGCGGCGGGCGGGGCCGCGACGGGCCGGGCCAAGCCGGCAGGUAACACCCCCCAGCCCCGCGGGCGACCGAUGGGGAAGGGGAGCAGCCGGGAAGUGAAAAAGGAGAUUUAAAGAAGAAAAAAAAAAAAAAAAAAAAAAAAAAAAAAAGCAAGAACUAAAAGUCAUUGCUAAAAUUGAGCGUUUUGGAAGCACGCCUCUGCCUGGAGCCGGGGAUGGGACGCGGGCUCUCCUUGUCCGCUGCCGGCCGACCAUUCCCACGCACUCCGUGGGCUUCCCAAGUCCCUCCGGUUGCGCGGCGACCCGGCGGCCCGGCCCUCAGUGGGAGUGGGGCCGGAACCGGCGGAACCGGCGGUGGCUCCGCGCCGGGUUCAUGCCCCCGUCGUUUCACGCCCGCCGCUUUCUGCCCUUCCACACUGAUAGGGACCGGAUUUUCGGACCCGACUUUUUUUCAGCCCCUCGCACAUCCCACUUGGCCCUGUUAUCUCAUGUCACCAUUCGCUUUAGUUACUAUUAAGCGCGAACAGCGCUGGAUGCGUUCGCCCGGUGGCUGCGGAGGACCUACGGGGGGACACCACCGCUCCCCAGGCUGCGCCCCCGACGCUCGGCCCGGCGCCGCUUGCACGGCCCCACAGCUCCCACUAGCGGCCGGCGGCGGCCCCUCGGCUGCGCCCCUCGGCCAUGCCCUGGCCGCGAGCCCACGCGGUCCCCCCGAAAAGAGCCGCGAACUACGGGUGGGGGUCUCCCAGCCGGGCUGGAAACCGAACGGACUUCGUCCAGAACCUCGAGGCGGAGGGACGGAAUUGCAGAGCCGGAGACGCGCUUUGGUGGGAAAAGGAUCCGCUCCCCAGGACGGGGGCUUAGCGCCCGAGUGGGAGGCACAGAUUGCGCGUCGGAGGCCGCCGCGGAGCGAAGCGCUUCGUUAUCCGACUGUGAGCAAACGCGCGGCGCGGAGCCCGGCGGGAGCCAAGGUAAACACGGAGCCCGACAAACGCUCCCAGCACCACCGACGUGUAAAGUGGGUUUGCCUCGAUUUUGUCACGCUGCCGCUUCUGUUGUUUGGAAGCAAAAGGUGAUGGGCGGUGUUUUGUGAAAGCUGUGUGUAAACGGUGACCUCUAACUCUCCGUAUCCUUUCCUUAAGUAAACCGGAGGAAAUGAAGAGCGCUGGUAUUGUCUGAAAAUAUCCUCCUGCGGCUAAAUAUAUCACUUGACUCCUAUUGUCCAGCGGCUAAUCAUUCUGCGUAAAUACAGCUGUUUUCGUCCUCACCGUGCUCGCUGUAACCCACAAUAACAAAACCACCUUGACUUGGGAACCCGGCAAAAAACGGGAACUUAUUUCUAGGAUAUCCCAAGCAGCAACGGUU
Messenger RNA from Gallus gallus (chicken), 1422 nucleotides. Its product is annotated as translation initiation factor IF-2-like. The coding region runs from base 273 to 1133 and encodes 286 amino acids. NCBI's taxonomy places the organism in Eukaryota, Metazoa, Chordata, Aves, Galliformes, Phasianidae. The transcript is spliced from 2 exons. The record is from RefSeq and is a predicted model, not a curated record.